Messenger RNA from Rubroshorea leprosula, 800 nucleotides. The record is from the annotation of a GenBank genome assembly. Lineage: Eukaryota; Viridiplantae; Streptophyta; Magnoliopsida; Malvales; Dipterocarpaceae.
CUGAGAAACCUAACACUCAACCCAUCCAAAAUCCUCCCAAAUUUCACUAAAAUAACUCACCCAAACACAAACUCACACCAUUUUCGAUCCAUUGCUCUAAGAUUCGUGCAUAGUCAUACAAAAUGGUGAGGACUAAAAGAGUUGUAAAGAAAGCAAAGGGGCAGGCGGCAAGCACGUCUGGAGGGCGUCGAAGGGCUGAGCAAAGUCCUGAGUACAAUGGUGAAAGCACAGACACGGAGCAGAGCCGGAUCAAUUUAGGACACCAUAUUAUGAGACAAAUGGUGUAUUCUAGGGGUAGAUCGACACUCGCACUAGUGUAUGGUACUUGCAUCACUGUACUUAUGGAAAAUGCGGGUGUUGAUUUGCGUGGUAUAGAGUCCCGAGACCUACACAGUCACGAGCUUUUGAAUGAGAGUUCACUGAACAAAAUGGGGUAUGUAUUCAGUGCAAGAAUAAAUUCUUGGGAAAUGAAGCAGAAAAGGAGAAGAGAAGGACAAGAUGAUGAAGGUGAGGGCUUUGAUGAUGAAGAACAUGCCAAAGAAACUGAAGAAGCAGGUCCCUCACAAGCUACUUCAUCUCGAGUUCCUCAGAGAUUAACCACACAGAGAGGAAUGCAACUCAUUCUCGAGAGACUUGCACGGAUUGAAUCAAAGCUUAAUGAUCACAUUCGUGAGUGUCAAAUGGCAGCACCUAUAGGUCCUUGAGGGACAAGAGGAGAUCCAUCUACUGCUGGCACAUCCUCCGGAUAGCAACCCACUGAUCCCUUUUCAAAUCCGGAAGCAUAAAUCCUCCCGUUGCAG